AUGAGCCGUUCAAGGCAUAUGGGCAAGAUCCGGAAACGCCUGGAAGAGGUCAAGAACCAGUGGGCCCGGCCAGCCAGGGCAGACCUGAAUGACAAUGAAAGUGCCCGGCUGGCCACAGAUGCCCUCUUGGAUGGUGGUCCUGAGGCCUACAGGCGGGCUCUCAGCCAGGAAGGUGAGGUGGACUUCCUGUCCUCAGAGGAGACCCAGUACAUUCAGGCCCAGGCCAAGGAGCCCCCCUGCAUCCCAGAGCCCUCCAGAGGGAGCGAGGCAGGUCUCAGAGGACAGGACUCAGCCUCCCUGCAGUCGGGUACCUAUUUCCCUGUGUCCUCCGAGGACAGUGAGCCAGCCCUGCUGCACACCUGGGCUUUGGCCGAGAAGCCUUACCUGAAGGAGAAGUCCAGUGCCACCGUGUACUUGCAGACAGACAAGCACAACAACAUCAGGGACCUGGUGCGACGCUGCAUCACCCGGACCAGCCAGGUCCUGGCUAUCCUCAUGGACGUGUUUACGGAUGCUGAGAUCUUCUGUGACAUUCUAGAGGCGGCCAACAAGCGCGGGGUGUUCGUCUGUGUGCUCCUGGACCAGGGAGCCGUGAAGCUUUUCCAGGAGAUGUGUGACAAAGUACAGAUCUCUGACAGUCACCUCAAGAACAUCUCCAUCCGGAGCGUACAAGGAGAGGUGUACUGUGCCAAGUCAGGCAGGAAAUUCGCCGGCCAAAUCCGGGAGAAGUUCAUCAUCUCAGACUGGAGAUACGUGCUGUCCGGAUCAUACAGCUUCACCUGGCUGUGCGGACAUGUCCACCGGAACAUCCUCUCCAAGUUCACAGGCCAAGCGGUGGAACUAUUUGACGAGGAGUUCUGCCACCUCUACGCCUCCUCCAAGCCGGUGAUGGGCCUGAAGUCCCCCAGACUGGCCACACCGCUGCAGUCCAGAGUGGGCCCCAGUCCCCACCGCGGCCCCCUGAGUGACGAUAGCAGCUCAACCAGUGACCGAACGUCCUCCAACCCUUUCAGCAGCCCGUCGACUGGCAGCAACCCUCAGAACCAGAGUCUGUCCGUGUCCUCGGGGCCCAGCAGCCCUCUGGUCCCAAACCCACCUGCUGCCUCCAGGCUCCAGCCCUACCAUGGCCCAUGGGGAGCCUCUUCAGCACAGGCCCCUUUCUCCGCGAGGCCUUUAGACAGCCCCCCGGUGCUCUACAGUAACCUCAAUACCUACAGGCCCACGCGGCUACAGCUGGAACAGCUGGGCCUGGUGCCCAGGCUGACCCACACCUGGAGGCCCAUUCUGCAGGUCUCACCACACUUCUGA
This is a messenger RNA of Chrysochloris asiatica (Cape golden mole), 1308 nucleotides long. It is a transcript of the gene SACK1A, whose product is annotated as family with sequence similarity 83, member A. Gene Ontology annotation, biological process: epidermal growth factor receptor signaling pathway. The record is from RefSeq and is a predicted model, not a curated record. Bases 1 to 1308 code for a protein of 435 amino acids. The transcript has 4 exons. NCBI's taxonomy places the organism in Eukaryota, Metazoa, Chordata, Mammalia, Afrosoricida, Chrysochloridae.